Folsomia candida is the source of this 1315-nucleotide messenger RNA. RefSeq names its product deubiquitinase OTUD6B. Gene Ontology annotation, biological process: protein deubiquitination. The record is from RefSeq and is a predicted model, not a curated record. Gene Ontology annotation, molecular function: cysteine-type deubiquitinase activity. The coding region runs from base 225 to 1130 and encodes 301 amino acids. Lineage: Eukaryota; Metazoa; Arthropoda; Collembola; Entomobryomorpha; Isotomidae. The transcript is spliced from 5 exons.
CCAGUUGUGCCAAUCUCAAUACGCCUCACACGCACUCGUCAGCUGCGAUUCCAGAUUUUCGACACAAUUCAAGCACAACAUAUAGUGACAUAACUAUCAUUAAAUAUUAAGUUAAUAAUAUUAACUAAAAUUGUUACCACGUGCGUGGUGUGGUGGGUGCAGACCAAUUUUGCAAUUGUCAUUAACUGUGAGUGAUUUUUCUAAUCGUAUCGUAAGCUGUCACUAUGUUGGCUGAAGAUGAUGAUUGCGACUUCAUCAAUGUCCCUGCCGAAACCCCUCUUAGCCCUGAAGAAGCUAUCAUACGCAGGCACCGAAAAGAGAAACGAGAUUUACAAGGGACAAUUCAAAGCAUGAAGAAAAAUGUGAACCAAAAAGAUAAAAAGAAGAAAAAGGAAUUGGCUGAAGAGAUUGUUAAAUUGGAAGCUGAACUGGAUGCCAGGCAUAAAGCUGAGUUGACUGCCUUUCUUCCAGGAAAAUUGGACCUCCCAACAUCUAAGAUUCCAGAAACCGUGGUAGAAGAGACUAUUCACGACACGUCGUCUUGUACAAAGAAUGAGCAGGACGGAAAAAUGUCGCGAGCUAGGAGACGACGUGAAAAGAAAGAGGUUGACGAGAAAGAAAAGAAAAAAAGGAUAGAUGCCGAAUCCUUCGUGCUCUUGGAAAAUUCUCAGAUGAAGGCAGAGGACGAUGCCUUUGUAAAAAUUAUGAAUGAUCUCAACUUGAACAUUGUUGAUGUUGACCCCGACGGAAACUGCUUAUAUAAUGCGGUGAAGGAACAACUACAGCGAUUUGGGGACAGCAUGGAAGCGCAAGAACUUAGGAGUUUGACAGCAAAGUAUUUAAUAGAUCAUAAAGAUGAAUUUAUCAUGUUCAUGGAGGAAGAAUACACUUCAGACGAGGGUUUUCUUGUUUACUGUGAUAAACUGGAAAAUACUCCUGCGUGGGGUGGACAGUUGGAGGUCCGCAUAUUGUCCCUAAUUUUGGAGCGUCCUAUUAAAGUCCUUCAGGCUGAAGGAGUUCCAGUCACUUUCGGGGAAAAUUUCUCCAAAAAAGAAUUGACCUUGACGUAUCAUCGGCAUCGAUACCAAUUGGGAGAACAUUACAAUUCCACAAAACCUGUCGUCAAAUAGUAUACAAUUAAUUAAUGGUCUGGUCUCUGGUCCUCGUGAAUUACUCGGAUUGAUUAACGGAAUUUUUCAGUUAUCGUCGUAAGUCAUCUUGCUUCUAUUAUUUGUACAGUGGCAGCAACAUUUUAUUUCACAGUUCGCGAUGUAAGAAUUAAAAAUAAACUAAAUGCAAAUUGAGCUAAACAUCA